UGCUGGACACGUUCCUCUCUACUUUAACCUAACCUAACCUCUUUUCUUUUAUUUCUAACCUAACAAUAGCACGUUUGCGUGGUUUGCGUGUGUUUUAUAUGUAGUUAUUAAUAAUUGAUUAAAAUACGGAGAAUUAUUAUAAAAUGUAAUUGUAAAACUCUUGUUUGAUUAUUAUAUAUUUUAAAUUUAUUAUAAUUUUUACAAACAAGAUUUAAGGAUACGUACGCAUAUACGUCUACAAACGAUACAAUGGGGAAAAAUAAGAAAACGCGUAAAGUUGUGAUGCAGAGAUUCGCUCAAAUGAAAAGGAUGAUUAGUCUGAGUGAUUCACGAAUAAAGCCAGAGAAACGGCUGCCAUCAAAGAAAACUCCGAAAGAAGAUAAGACUAAAAUAAAAAUUACAGAAGUGCCACAACAGUCUUCUGCCUUAUUUUUCCAAUAUAAUAUGCAACUUGGACCACCUUACCAUGUUUUAAUUGACACAAACUUCAUUAAUUUUUCUAUUAAAAACAAAUUGGAUAUAAUACAAAACAUGAUGGAAUGUCUCUAUGCAAAAUGCACACCAUACAUAACGGAUUGUGUAAUGGGUGAAUUAGAAAAGCUUGGACAGAAAUAUAGAUUAGCAUUGAGAAUUAUUAAGGAUCCGCGAUUUGAAAGAUUAAAAUGUUUGCAUAAGGGAACCUAUGCUGAUGACUGUCUUGUGAACAGAGUAACACAGCACAAGUGUUAUAUCGUUGCGACUAAUGAUAGGGAUUUGAAACGAAGAAUACGGAAGAUUCCAGGUGUGCCAAUAAUGUAUAUAUCUCAACAUAGAUAUACGAUAGAAAGGAUGCCAGAUGCUUAUGGUGCACCCAAGAGAUAAAGGUAUUACUGUUCUUAAUAAUGUUUUUUACUAAAAAAAGCAAAUAUGUACACUUUGUUAAUAAAACUUAUACUAUACCAUA
Molecule: messenger RNA, 943 nt
Organism: Monomorium pharaonis (pharaoh ant)
Lineage: Eukaryota; Metazoa; Arthropoda; Insecta; Hymenoptera; Formicidae
Gene: Bka
Product: rRNA-processing protein FCF1 homolog
Exons: 5
Coding region: 250-861 (203 amino acids)
Cellular component (GO): nucleolus; small-subunit processome
Source: RefSeq, a predicted model, not a curated record